This is a messenger RNA of Colletotrichum scovillei, 1528 nucleotides long. RefSeq lists its product as uncharacterized. The record is from RefSeq and is a predicted model, not a curated record. NCBI's taxonomy places the organism in Eukaryota, Fungi, Ascomycota, Sordariomycetes, Glomerellales, Glomerellaceae. The transcript has a single exon. Bases 645 to 1352 code for a protein of 235 amino acids.
AGCAGCUGUAGGGAGUUGUCAAGGGCAAGCAACCUAUUUAGACUCGUGUUAUCGUGACUAGUGAUGCUCUCGUGACGUACAGGAUAGGCAAACUCAUGUAAGUAGAAUCUUUCUCGGAUGAGCUGUUGUUGACCCAACCUUGUUGCCUUAGACUCGAAGCCUGUCGCCACUCCACGAUUAUGCCUAACCUCUUCGGCCUCGACGUAGAAGCACACGCAUUUAUCCUUUGCUGGUGCCAUGGAACCAACUCCUAUCAUACUCAACUCCGAUGGCGAUGAUGCCCCAGCAAGGUCCUCGAUGAGCAAGUUGGCGCUCGAACUUUGCUGAAUAAGAAAGGAAGAUGGUGCUUUAUCGUCAUAAAGGUACACGAUAGUUGAUCUGUUGGUGUACCCUAGGAAACGGUGUUGUACCUUGACGGCAUAUAGGAGGCUAUAUAAUUCCGACCAUCUCCCACCAGAUUGUUUGACUGUUGUAGGAGAGGCACCACUCACUCCUGUCUGGUACAAGUCACUGGUGUUCGGUUCAUUCUCUACGUUCAGAAGUUCUAGAGAGUUCUUCUGGAGAAUACUACUUCACCACAUCACCGGACGACCAGAGCUUGGUAUUCUAUCAGACAGAGUCGGUCCAGCUGUUCUACGACUUACAUGCUGUCACUACUACAAUUCACAAAAAACACCAAUUACACAUCAUCGCACUUCCUGGUCAGAAGUUCACAGGCUUCUUGCCCAAUCCCUCCUACCUCUACCAACCCAUCACCCUCACCAAACAAACAAACAUCCACAAUGCUCCGCAUCUUCAACCACAUGGUCCCCUACCCCCGGCCCAAGGGCUUCCUCGUCCCAGACCCGGAAGUCUACAAAGGCCUCGACGCAAUCCAACACCACGGCACCGUCACCUCGGACCUCGCUCAGCGCACAGGAUACGUCCGCUGCCUAGCCAUCACGCAGCAGGAUAAACUCCGCGAAGAGCUAGCCUACCUCAAAGAAUGCCAGCUCCACGACCACGAGCGCAUGGACGAGGACUACGGUAUGAGGAUGCAGGCUUGCAACAUGCAGUUCCGGCCUGGCGGACUCGGUUCUGGUGCUGCGGAUAUGUACCCGAGGAAGAUGUCGAAUGGUGACAUCUUGAUGGCGAAGAGGAUUGAGAAGUGCUAUAGGAGACGGAUGAGGGAUUUGAAGGAGGAGAAGAGGAAGAAUGCGAUUUGGUUGGAUUUGUGGUAUGAUAAGCAGGUUGUUAAGGUUGAUCGGUUGUUGAGGAAGGAGUGGGAUCAGAGAGGGGAGUGUGAGGGGUAUCCUUACUGGGCCGAGGAGAGGCGCGAGGUGAAGCGCAAGGUGAGGCGUUCUGCGAAGUAGGGCUUCAAGGGGAUGCAUGGGUACAUUAACUUACGACAUAUCACGACUUCUGUAAGAUCACAGAGAGAUGCUUGGGUACUGGGUCGGGUCUGCUUUUUGAGUACAUACUACACUACCACUACACUACUGGUGCUCAUCAAGAGAUUGAGGUCUCGACGUAUAUAUUAGGAGUCAUG